This is a messenger RNA of Cryphonectria parasitica EP155, 714 nucleotides long. RefSeq lists its product as uncharacterized. The record is from RefSeq and is a predicted model, not a curated record. Bases 1 to 714 code for a protein of 237 amino acids. NCBI's taxonomy places the organism in Eukaryota, Fungi, Ascomycota, Sordariomycetes, Diaporthales, Cryphonectriaceae. The transcript has 2 exons.
AUGAAGACCACUCUCAUUACCAUUGGCGGUAUGCUGCUGCCUGCUCUGGUGGCCGGUGCUGCUAUCGAUGUCCAGAAGCGUGAAGAGGAUGCCCCAGCCUAUGUUUGGGCCAGCGUCAACAAGGACAAGCGCGAGGAGGCUGCUCCCGCCUACGUCUGGGCUAGUGUGAACAAGGAGAAGCGCGAGGAGGAGGCUCCGGCCUACGUCUGGGCUAGCGUUAAUAAGGAGAAGCGUGAGGAGGAUGCACCCGCCUACGUCUGGGCCAGUGUCAACAAGGACAAGCGCGAGGAGGCUGCUCCCGCCUACGUCUGGGCUAGUGUUAACAAGGAGAAGCGUGAGGAGGAGGCACCUGCCUACGUCUGGGCCAGCGUUAAUAAGGAGAAGCGCGAGGAGGAGGCACCUGCCUACGUCUGGGCCAGUGUGAACAAGGAGAAGCGCGAGGAGGAGGCCCCGGCUUAUGUCUGGGCGAGCGUUAAUAAGGAGAAGCGUGAGGAGGAGGCACCGGCCUAUGUCUGGGCCAGUGUCAACAAGGAGAAGCGUGAGGAGGAGGCGCCUGCCUACGUCUGGGCUAGUGUCAACAAGGAGAAGCGCGAGGAGGAGGCACCGGCCUAUGUCUGGGCCAGUGUCAACAAGGAUAAGCGUGAGGAGGAGGCCCCGGCUUAUGUUUGGGCGAGCGUCAACAAGGAGAAGCGUGCGGAUCAGACUGAGCAGUAA